Messenger RNA from Populus trichocarpa (black cottonwood), 4920 nucleotides. Its product is annotated as pentatricopeptide repeat-containing protein At5g12100, mitochondrial. Lineage: Eukaryota; Viridiplantae; Streptophyta; Magnoliopsida; Malpighiales; Salicaceae. Bases 31 to 2493 code for a protein of 820 amino acids. The record is from RefSeq and is a predicted model, not a curated record. The transcript has 3 exons. Gene Ontology annotation, molecular function: protein binding.
GACAACACGAAGUAAGACAUUGAGAGAGAGAUGGCAAGGCGCCUUUCCAAGUUACAGUACCGUCCUCUUACUUCCUCGAGCAAGCUUUCGUUUAUCCCCUUCUCUACCACUGUCUCUGCCGAAAACCCGCAAAACUCCACCACCGCCGAUGGCCAAGACCACCUCUUUAACGACCAAAUCCACAACCUCCGUGUCCUCCUUCAACAAGGCCGCAACGACACUGCUUAUAACUUCACCAAAUCUCUCAUUCUCUCUAACCCAUCUUCAUUUUCCUCACCUUCUCACCUUCUCUCGUUUUUCACUUCUUCUUCUGAUGAUGCUUCUUUAAAUCUUACUCUCUCCGAAAUGUUGCUCUCUGUUUGUUCCGAGUCCAAGAUGCACAGUCAAGUUUCAGAAUUGUACGAUUUCAUGAGGCAAGAGGGGCGGCUUCCUUCGUUUGGUUAUGUGAGGAUGAUUGUUGAAUCUUUGGUGGAAUCCAAGAAAUUUGAUAACGUUCUUGAUUUGUUUAAGGAGAUGGUGGGCUUGGGUUUUAGACCUGAUAAGCUUGUUUAUGGGAGAGCAAUGCUAGCCGCGGUGAAAUUGGGGGAUUUGAAACUUGCUAUGGAGUUGUUUGAGACUAUGAAAAGGAGGAAAGUUGUUCCUAAUGUGUUUGUUUACAAUGUUUUGAUUGGUGGGUUGUGUAAGGAGAAGAGGAUAAGGGAUGCGGAGAAGCUGUUUGGUGAAAUGUCUGUGAGGAAUUUGGUGCCAAAUAGGGUGACUUUUAAUACGCUUAUUGAUGGAUAUUGUAAGGCAGGGGAGGUGGAUGUGGCGAUUGGCUUGAGAGAAAGGAUGAAAAAGGAGAAGGUGGAGCCGAGUAUUAUUACUUUUAACUCGUUGCUCAGUGGCCUUUGUAAGGCACGGAGAAUCGAGGAGGCGAGGUGUAUGUUGAACGAGAUAAAAUGCAAUGGUUUUGUGCCUGAUGGGUUUACUUACAGCAUAAUUUUUGAUGGACUAUUGAAGUCGGAUGACGGGGCAGGAGCUGCUUUGGAUUUGUAUCGGGAGGCAAUUGGGAAGGGAGUCAAGAUUGAUAAUUACACUUGUAGUAUUCUGUUGAAUGGAUUGUGUAAAGAAGGGAAAGUUGAAAAGGCAGAGGAGGUGUUGAAGUCCCUCGUGGAACACGGGCUCGUUCCAGGUGAGGUGAUAUAUAACACUAUUGUGAAUGGUUAUUGCCAAAUAGGCGACAUGGAUAGAGCCAUUUUGACUAUUGAGCAAAUGGAAAGUCGUGGGUUGAGACCAAAUUGUAUUGCAUUUAAUUCUGUGAUUGAUAAGUUUUGUGAAAUGCAGAUGAUAGAUAAGGCGGAGGAAUGGGUGAAGAAGAUGGUGGGGAAGGGAAUAGCCCCAAGCGUGGAGACAUAUAAUAUCCUUAUUGAUGGCUAUGGAAGGCUGUGUGUUUUUUCUAGGUGUUUCCAGAUUCUUGAAGAAAUGGAGGAAAAUGGGGAAAAGCCGAAUGUUAUAAGCUACGGCUCUCUCAUAAAUUGUUUAUGCAAGGAUGGGAAAAUUCUUGAGGCAGAAAUGGUCCUCAGGGAUAUGGUAGGCAGAGGGGUCUUGCCUAAUGCAAAUAUAUAUAAUAUGCUUAUUGAUGGUAGUUGUACAGUGGGGAAGUUGAGAGAGGCUUUGAGAUUCUUUGAUGAGAUGUCGAAAAAUGGGAUAGGCGCAACGAUUGUAACAUACAAUUCCCUCAUUAAAGGGCUAUGCAAAAUGGGAAAGUUAAAGGAAGCUGAAGAGAUGUUUUUCCUAAUUACUAGUACGGGUCACUGUCCUGAUGUGAUCACAUACAACUCCUUAAUCUCAGGGUACUCAAAUGCUGGAAACUCGCAGAAAUGUCUUGAGCUAUAUGAAACUAUGAAGAAGUUAGGCUUAAAACCUACUAUAAAUACAUUUCAUCCCCUAAUCAGCGGGUGCAGCAAGGAAGGGAUAAAGCUCAAAGAGACACUGUUUAAUGAAAUGUUGCAGAUGAAUUUGUCCCCAGAUCGAGUUGUGUACAAUGCUAUGAUUCACUGUUAUCAAGAGACUGGGCAUGUUCAAAAGGCAUUUUCUUUGCAAAAAGAGAUGGUAGACAUGGGAGUUCGUCCUGAUAACAAGACCUAUAAUAGUUUGAUUCUGGGCCACUUAAAAGAGGGGAAGUUGUCGGAAACAAAGGAUCUUGUUGAUGACAUGAAGGCUAAAGGAUUAAUCCCUGAAGCUGAUACCUAUAGCUUGCUGAUACAGGGACAUUGUGACCUGAAGGAUUUUAAUGGAGCAUAUGUUUGGUAUAGAGAAAUGCUUGAGAACGGUUUCCUUCCUAAUGUCUGCAUCUGCAAUGAGCUAUCCACUGGCCUUAGAAAGGACGGGAGGUUGCAAGAGGCCCAGAGCAUCUGCUCUGAAAUGAUUGCUAAUGGAAUGGAUAAUUUGGACACUAAUGAGGACCUCUCUGAUGUUGCCAAAAUGCAACACAACAGCACCGAUGCUCAUUAACUAUCAGAUGCUAGCAGUUGAAAUGUGCAGGCAGAGUUCCCUUGUAGUCGCGUUAUCCAUUUCCCAGGUACUUAUCUCAAGUUUGCCCCGACAAGUUUAAACCCGAGAAUUUUCAUCUGCGAAACUGUCAAAACAUCCAAAUCAUGAUGUUUGAUAUUCACAUGUGAUUCUUUUUUUCUUGUUGCACUAGGCAAGUGUAACGGUGCCACAAAGGUUUCCAAGUAGUUCAUUGGAAUAUGUCAUGACAAGCACGAAUGCAACCCUGACCCUACAUUCCUAAAGCCUCUCUUUCUUGCUCCAUCUUUCUCUUCUCUUCUUCACUGCUGUUUUUCGCUGUUGAGUAACUUCCCUCCUUUCCUUUUCAUUCACUGGCUGACUUUUCUCUCUUUUUUUCAUAUAUUGUGGUCUUUGGGCUGGAUUGCCACAAUACUUUGCGGUUAUUAUUGCUUUUUAUAGGUUAUCUGAAUUGUUUUCGUUACUUUUCCAUUUUUUUGGGGUGUGGUCUUCAGUUUUUGCACCAGUUGUGUCAUGAUAUCAUUAGAUAUGGUGUUUGCUAUGCGGAAACAGCCAUUUUUCGCCUACAAAUAUCAGCUUUUCUUCUUGGUAUACCCGUUCCAAUGUGGUCGAGUUCUUAUGACACUGCAUUUUUAUCAUUCUUUCUUUGUCUCCUAUGAUUGAACGGUGAUUGUUUUUUCUGGGUCUAGACCAUGUUUCUCAUAUGUCUGCAAUGUGAUCAGUGCAUCUCCAUUCUUUUCUUUUCUGUCCUUUUUCCUCUGCUUUCCAUUCUCUUUGUUUCCUAGCAUGUUCAUUUUGCUCUUUUCAGGGGCUGUUAAUUUUUUUAUACAUUCUCUCUUCAUCGUAUUGCAGGCUUGCUGUGCAGUGUUGGGUACUUUCCCAGUGCUGCUUCACUGAUUUAACAUGUUUGUGUUUCAAUCAAUUGGUUCUUUGACAUAUAGUUUAUGGUUGUGACACAGGAGUGUCCCGUAAUGGUUCUUUUGAUGUCGGGCUACUUGAGUUUGGGUUGGCAAUGCAAAUGGAUGAAGUUUUUGCUGUUGUUUACGGUCAGCCCCUGGGCCAACUUUGAGCCUGCAUUUUCAUCUCUUUAUUGUAUGUUAAAAUAAUCUUAUCCUAGGUGGCUUUCAAGUUCAGAAUGUAAUCUUUACAUAUUGUCCAACCAUGCAUGCAUUGGAGUUUUCUACAUAAAGUUAUUUUUGUUUUAGUUUUUAAGCUUUCCAAGUGUGAGUUUGUGUUUCUAAUGAGCCAAAAACAUGUGAUGAUUAUUAUUUGUCUAGUUUUUUUGUCAAAGUAAUUUAUUUGGGUUUUUAUUAUGUCAUCUUGGUGUUUUUCUAGAUUUGAAGGGUUAUUCCAAGUAUAUAAAGUUGAAUCAGAUAAUGUAUUUGGAUCUUUUAGCAAAAUCUGAAUUAAGAGUCUUUUGACUUGGCCUUUCGCACAAUAUCAAGUUUUGUAUCUUCUUUGUGAGUUGUGGAUUUAUUCCUUAACUCUAUAUCUCUAAAGUGGUGGUUUGAUCUAGUUCUUUAGGGUGGUGAGUUUGUUAUUCGUUUCUAUAUCUUUUUUGUUUUGUACCUUAGGGUGGUGAACGGAAAUUAUCAUUUGUAUGAGUGACCUACAACUUUGUGAUUUUCAUACCUUCACGGUAUCUGGUUGUGUCAUCUAAUCAUUUUCAGACGUCUCUCUUGUGGUUGGGUGCCAACUCGAGUUUCAUGGUGUGUUUGGUCAUCACAGAUGAUUGUUUUCGAGUUUCAUGGUGUGUUUGGUCAUCACAGAUGAUUGUUUUGAGUUUCUGUUUUCAAUCUUUUGUGUGUUGUAUAGGCUGGCUUGCCUAUUUUUUAGUUCUUGCUUCACUAUUUUUCGUGUCCAGCUGCUCUGUUGUGGAAUGCAAGGCUUUUUAGGGCAUUUAUUUUCUCAUGAUGAGUUUGGAUUAAUCGGCACCGAUAUGCAUUAACCAUCCAUGGAUCUCUGCUUAUGAUUUGUACCUGGUAGGCUCAGCAGAGAACAGUUGAUAAUUUUAUCAAGAAGGAUAGAAAAUGAAAAUCCUCAUUGACAAGAACGGUGAUGCACUGAAUAGCUAUACUAGAAACAAGCUACAUCAAGGCCCAGGUGUUCUUGUGGAUGCUGAGGCUGAUGCACAUAACCAUGGAUGUGAAGGGCAAUGAGUGAGUUUUUCGGAAGCUUUGGAAGAGGGUACAGUCUGAGAUCUCAGUCUUCUAGCAUUGUCGCUGCCUAACAACUUCGUCCUGUGUGAUGGAAGAAGAGAGCAAUCUCCAUGGAAAGGAGCUCGGGAAGAUGGGCCCACAACCCCUUACUAUAUAGGCACUUCAAUCGUUUUAAGCAAGUCUUUUGUGUUUCUUUGGCAUUAGCAAUUUUGAAUCACAAAGCAUUAACGAAGGACGCAAGUUAAGCCAUUAA